AUGGACAGUGAAAGGCGCUUUCUCCAGAAUUUAAUCGACGCACACAGCAAUGACGACACAUCGACUGGUCAGACAAAGCUCCGUCGCCGUCAGUUAACCUGCUAUCAGAAACGAGUCGUUGCAGCUCAAUACGUGGACGAGCAAAUCAAAGAAACAUAUCUAAGUGGUCUUCUUUUCCGGCAUCUUUACCAAAACUUUUCAAAGUUCCAAACAAAGGAGGAAAUAAGCACUGGAGAGUUUCCGCAUCAACUGGUGAUACAAAUUAUCGAACACUGCAUUCAAGAAGCUGAUAUCGAGGAAAAAGAUCCAGAGAUAUUGCUAAAAAAUUGUCUUUGCAUUUUACCAAGUGUGUCUGAAAAAAUAUCUGAUUCUGUCGAUCAACAAAAUCGCCCUGAAUCAUAUCGAAAAUACUUCUUGGAAUCAUGGAAGAAAGGGUGA
Oikopleura dioica is the source of this 438-nucleotide messenger RNA. Lineage: Eukaryota; Metazoa; Chordata; Appendicularia; Copelata; Oikopleuridae. The record is from the annotation of a GenBank genome assembly.